UUUAUUCCACAACACAGCCCAAACCACGUGGACGCAGGAGGUGUAUGUGCGUAAGUGCGUACGUGAGGAAGACUUUGGCUGGAGCUGCGCCACAUUAGAGCUUCUUACUUUACCCAGGCUGGUACAUUGACUCUGAGCAAAGUUGGAGAAGGAGGUUGGUUACUGCGUCAGACUUUACACGCCGCGCGCUCUGUGUGAGUGACUGGGAAGCAUCUCUCCAUUACGCGCAGCGAUGUUCGUACGGACACGGAGACUGAAUGAAGAUCAGGGGGUUUAGGAUUCUUUGUGUCUCGCUACAUUUUUAACUGCCUACAUAAAGCUACAACAAAAAGCACAACAAGUCUCCUGCCUCCCUCCUGACCCCCUCUCGACCUUUGACCUUUGCCCUCCUGGCCCUUCCGUGUCUUCGCCAUGCCAAAGAACACUAAAGUGACCCAGAAGGAGCACAGCAAUGAACCGGUCACCGAGUCUGUGGCUGACCUCCUGUCCCUGGAGCACCCCAUGGGCUUUAAGAGCAGUCAGAUGAGCAUGGGGCUGAGUCCGGGAUCCACUGCCCCGGUACGCGCCCUGCUCCCGUCUCCUGACCCCGAGGCAGAGGACGGGCGACCGGCCUGGAACAACAAGCUGGAGUACAUACUGGCUCAGGUGGGGUUCUCCGUCGGUCUUGGCAACGUCUGGAGGUUCCCCUACCUGUGUCAGAAGAACGGAGGAGGAGCCUAUCUGGUGCCCUACUUCAUCCUGCUGCUGCUCAUUGGGAUCCCUCUGUUCUUCCUGGAGUUAGCUGUGGGGCAGAGGAUCAGGCGGGGCAGUAUCGGAGUGUGGAACUACGUGUAUCCUCAGCUGGGGGGCAUCGGGGUGUCCAGCCUCAUGGUUUGUGGUUUUGUGGGCCUCUACUACAACGUCAUCAUUGGAUGGAGCAUCUUCUACUUUUUCCAGUCCUUCCAAUAUCCACUGCCCUGGGCCGAGUGUCCCAUCCAGAGAAAUGGAAGCCAAGCCAUUGUGGAGCCAGAGUGCGAGAAGAGCUCAGCUACUACAUAUUUCUGGUACAGACAGGCCCUGAACACCACGAGCACCAUCGACGACACCGGGGGCCUCAACUGGAAGAUGACUCUGUCUCUGCUUGUGGCUUGGAUCAUGGUCUGCCUCGCUGUGAUUAAGGGCAUCCAGUCCUCGGGGAAGGUGAUGUACUUCAGCUCCCUGUUCCCCUAUGUGGUGCUCUUCUGUUUCCUGGUACGAGGUCUGAUGCUGAAGGGAGCUGUGGACGGGAUUGCGCACAUGUUCACCCCAAAGUUGGAGAAGAUGUUGGAGCCUCAGGUGUGGAGAGAAGCUGCUACUCAGGUGUUCUUUGCCCUUGGCCUGGGUUUUGGAGGAGUCAUCGCCUUCUCCAGUUACAACAAACGAGACAAUAACUGCCACUUUGACGCUGCUCUGGUUUCCGUUAUAAACUUUGUGACAUCCAUCUUGGCCACACUCGUGGUGUUUGCAGUGCUCGGGUUCAAAGCAAACGUCAUGAAUGAGAAGUGUGUCGUUGAAAAUGCAGAGAAGAUCCUGGGUUACCUCAACACAGGGGUGCUCAGUAAAGAGCUGAUUCCUCCUCACAUAAACUUCUCACACCUGUCGGCCCAGGACUACGCAGAGAUGUACAGCGUCAUAAAGACUGUGAAGGAGGACAUUUUUGGGCAGCUGGGACUGGACUCUUGUGUGCUGGAGGAUGAACUCAACAAGGCGGUGCAGGGCACUGGGCUGGCCUUCAUUGCUUUCACAGAGGCCAUGACACACUUCCCUGCCAGCCCCUUCUGGUCAGUCAUGUUCUUCUUUAUGCUCAUUAAUCUGGGGUUAGGCAGUAUGAUUGGCACCAUGACGGGCAUCACCACUCCCAUCUUGGAUGCCUUCAAGAUCCGCAAAGAGAUUCUCUGCGUGGUUUGCUGCAUCAUCGCCUUCCUGUUAGGUCUUCUGUUUGUGCAGCGCUCAGGGAACUACUUUGUCACAAUGUUUGAUGACUACUCAGCUGGACUGCCCCUCACUGUGGUGGUCAUCCUGGAGAAUGUCUCUGUGGCCUGGAUCUAUGGCACCAAGAGGUUCAUGCAGGACUUGGAGGACAUGCUUGGUUUCAGGCCCUAUUCCUUUUAUUUCUACAUGUGGACCUAUGUGUCACCUGCAAUCCUCGUGGUGCUCAUCAUUGCCACUGUUAUAGAGAUGGCUGUGAGUCCUGCGGGAUACAACGCCUGGUCCGAGUCAGAGGGUAUGGAGCACUUCCAGAGCUAUCCUCCCUGGGCUUUAAUCAUGGCCUAUUCCCUCAUCAUCGUAGCCAUGCUCCCUCUGCCUCUGGUCUUCAUCGCGCGCCACUUUAACCUCCUCUCUGACGGCUCCAACAAGCUCUCCGUGUCCUACCGCAAAGGCAUGAUGAAGGACAUCUCCAACCUAGAGGAGCAGGAUGAGCAACGCUUCAUUUUGGGCAAAAACCCCAGCGAGGCCCCUUCUCCCAUGCCUCCCCACCGUGCUUAUCUAGGCCCUGGAGGUACUCAAGAGAUGACCAACACUAACUACGGCACAAGCACCAAGACAGGGUACCAAAAUAUAGGAUCGCCCGAGUCUGAACUAUGAUCUCCUUUAAGCUCCAAAAUAUCCCUGCUGCAAAUGAAGAAAGGCCAAGGAUGUCUCCACUGCCCACUGUUUCGCACACCUUAACCUGGAAAUCUCUCACCUCACAAAUAGACUGCUACCUGCAAAUGCCCACCUCUGAGCUGCCAAGAAGCUGCCAAUCCUCACACGUAAUAAAGGGAUCAAGGAGCGGUGAGGUUUAGCCGAUACAAUCACAUUUCCAUCUACUUAGGUAUUAGACACAUAGAAGCACACAAGAUAGAGCACAUGUAUGGUUUGAUAUGCAUAUUUGUGAGGGUAAGGUGUGUGCAACAUCGUCCAUGAACCAGAAGGUAAUAGUUAAAACUUAUUUUUCGAGGCAUAUUGUUGCCCUCUGAUUCUGGGGGACUCUUCACUUGACUGUGCUGUCUUUUUAGAGGAUGUGGGGAAAGAAUAGAAGGAAAAUAUGUUAUUUCAAGUUAUAUCCAAUAAGGGAAUAUUCAUAUGUAGAAAGCAUCUAUAUCAGACCACUAAGUGUUUCUAGUAGUAAAAGCAGUGUUACAACUAUAAGCACUUUUCUCAGAGUUAUUGUGCCUAUCACACAUCAGCAAUAACCAAUCUCCUUCUGUGCAUUCCCCACAGCUGUAGAUUACUGUAAAUAUGAAUGUGCAAUAGUUUAAAAUGUCCUGGUUAAACAGUGUAUAAUACCACACCACUAAGGGGCAUAUCUUCACCAAAUUCCACCCAUGCACAAGUAGGCUAUAUAGCAUCUCUGAGCCUUUAACGCAGAGCAACAAUCUCAUUUUUCAUUAGAAUCAAUAUAUUUUUUGUAUGCGUCAUUUAAAAGUCGUAGGUGGUGUAUAUCCACUCCAUAGCCUGUGUGUAAAGAUAGACAAGAAAGAUCUAGGUUGGCUAUCCGGAGAUGUUUUACCAUUGUGUCUGUUUGCCAUUGAAUGAGAGCGCCCCGUGACCCUGCCUUUGGUUAAAAAUAGCGCAGCGUUACCCAGGGAAAAGACGCACCAUAGUUACCAGUCCCGUCUGGUGGAGAGGAGGGAGUAGAAACCAUCCUCCUUUUGCUUCACCUUUGCUGUCUGUUGAUCAGCAAUAUUUAGACUAUAGUUUAUUUGUAUAGACCUUGUAGUGUUUUCUCAAUGUUUGUAAUGGAUUCACUGCCAUGCUGUGCUGUGGAAUAAUCAUAAGUUUCAUCCCAAAGUGGAUGCUUUUUCGAUUUUGUCACUGUGGACAUCAUCGCAUAAGGGCACUACACCAUUUUGAUGUCUUUCUGUGACAUGUAAACAAUUUAUUUUGUCUAAUAUAUAUUAUUGUAAGGAGAUGUUUAGGGAUAUUAUGUGAAAAAUGUACUGUGCGCUAUAGGUGUUUACUAAAUGGUAAUACUCAGCUUUGACCACUUGGUGUCUCUGUUGGCCAUGAGUGCUCCUCUAUAGCACUCAAGAAAGCAGACUUGUCCAGCACAUGACUGUAUAUGGUCCUGCACAGCCCCCUCACGUUGUUUGGUGCCUACAGAGCAUCUCUGUUGUCUCUUUGCCUUAUGCUUUUGUUGCUAUUGUUAAUUUAGUGCUACCCGUUAAAGUUUGGGCCAAUGUGUUGUUGUAUUCACUUGAGCACUUUAAUUAAGUUGAGGCCUUGGAGUUGGUUGUUAGUCAAGCACACAAAUGACAAACUUCAAAAUAGCCACUGCACAAACUUCAAGUACCAAUUAGCACAUUAGGAAUAACUGUUAAUCGGUUCAUAUGGUUUUAGGAAAGUACUGUGCAGAUUAAGCCAUAGUGAUGAACAAUUUAAAACUAAAUAUAUCUUUUGAAUGAGAACAUGUCCUCAAAAUGUUGCAUUUAACAGGAAACUGAAACCUUUGAAUAGGCAGCUCCAACAGGCUCAUACAAAACAGUGACAUGGAUGAAUCAAAGCACACUUGUUAUUUCUGAAGUUUAAGCUUGUUACUGCUCAGUGAAGCAUAGAAGUUAUACCUUAACCUUAUCAUAGGAGCUCUCAUUUAGAACAGCACAAGUCUUAUGUGUAGACUGUAAAAGCACAUAGUAGUGAAACACACGCAGGUGAGUACAACAGAAUACGAGGGUCCUCUGAGUCUGAAUCAAUACUAACUAAACUGUGGAGAUGACACUUAUCCCACACCAAAACCAGGCCUAAUGUUUGCAAAAGGUUAGAAAGCACUUAGAUCCGGCACAAUGACUGGAUGACAAAUCAUUUUCUAUUUUGGACUAUAGUUUAGAGUAACAAAACAAUGAGGAUAGGAAGAGCACAAACCAUAAAUGAGCACAUUUUAGGCUGCGUUUGCACUGCAGGAAAAAGUUACGUUAAGAUUACACAGUUAUGUUGAUGGUGGCAACGUCUAAUGUAAAAAUCUGCCAAAUCACCGUACAGCAUGAGCACUGUGAAAACUAAGUCAACAAUUAACGAUUAAUCAGUGUAGCCAUGAUGACAACUAUUCAAAUAAUAACAGACUCUAAAACACAUGACAAAGGAUGUGUUAUCAAAAUAUAACAGCAUUCGCAAAACAAAAUUGCAAACAAGAACUAAUUUCAUCAUUUCUCCAGAAGUCUUCAGUCAGCACGUUUUAUCUUUAAAAUGUGCUGUUUGAAAAUGUACCUAAAAUAUAGUAGUGGAACAGAACUAACUGAAAAAAUAAUUGUCAGCGAGUCAACUGCUAAAAUACUUGUUACAGCCAUAGUGAAAACACCUAAAUACAAAUGAGCAACUGAAUAAGUAAUAGACCUAGUGUAUAACUUGGGUAUGGAUAAUUUUUUUAAAUUAUGAGCCUUGUUCCUUUGGUUUUGAGACUACAGCCCAGUGUGAAUACAGCCUCCAUCCUGUGUAGUUUGAAGCUUCUUUCACAUACUCUUUAAGGAACUGGCACUUGUCACUUGGUCUGAUUUAUCUCGUUAUUUUUUCCAACUCCGGGGCCUCUGUGUGUCAUCCAUGUGUGUUGCAUAAAGUAAUUCAGAGCAACAAGUUAAAAUCUGCCUCAGUUAUAACACUGAGCUCCUAUCAACAGCAGUAAGAGCAUAUUUAUGAUACAAAUCUAGUCUAUGUGACCAAACCAUAGUUCUAUUUAUAGUAUUUAAGACAAUGUAUUUAAACUGUAUAUAUGGGUGUACAUUCGCGAUGAGUGUCUAUAGUGAGAGUGGCAGGGUGUAAAUAAUAAUUGUAUAUUUUAAACUAUUUUUUGAUUUUUGUACUGUAGGUAACGUUACUUUGGCGUCUGUUGCUUUGUGAUGUUGGUGCGUGGUUGUGUAACAGUUAGCCGGGCGACUGUGGAGUAACUGAAGUGUGCAUCAGACCAAGUAAAUGUAUAUGUUUUUGGUGUUAAAUGUGUGUUUUCUUCUGUCAGUGUUGUGUGCUGCUGAUCUCCUCCACUAUACUAGCUAAACUAACCGUGUUGUUGAGUGAACCGGGGCCACGGUGUAAGCAAUCUCCUCGUGUUGGUGACUGGGACUAUUACAGUGGCUCCUAUCUCACUAUGGCAACAACAAUCAAAGGAUGGACCAAGAGUUUGAGCAGAAUGUUUCUGAGUCAAAUAGAAAUGUAAACUGUUCAAACACAGUGGAAUUAAACACUUUUAUGAAACUG
Periophthalmus magnuspinnatus is the source of this 6186-nucleotide messenger RNA. RefSeq names its product solute carrier family 6 member 17 (gene slc6a17). The record is from RefSeq and is a predicted model, not a curated record. NCBI's taxonomy places the organism in Eukaryota, Metazoa, Chordata, Actinopteri, Gobiiformes, Gobiidae. Gene Ontology annotation, biological process: alanine transport; glycine transport; L-leucine transport. Bases 412 to 2604 code for a protein of 730 amino acids. The transcript has 12 exons. Gene Ontology annotation, cellular component: synaptic vesicle; plasma membrane.